Messenger RNA from Drosophila rhopaloa, 973 nucleotides. Its product is annotated as 101 kDa malaria antigen. The coding region runs from base 134 to 514 and encodes 126 amino acids. The transcript has 3 exons. NCBI's taxonomy places the organism in Eukaryota, Metazoa, Arthropoda, Insecta, Diptera, Drosophilidae. The record is from RefSeq and is a predicted model, not a curated record.
CCGAAAGACCUCACUGCUCAAAAUUCUCCAUUCGGCUAACAUCACUUUUCUUAAAUUUUUUUUGGUGUAAAAUUAAAACGUUUUUAUAGGAACCCUCUGAUUACCCGGACAUCCAUUUCAAAUUCCGUUGAAGAUGUGCGACAAGCCAGCCUGUCCCCCGCCCCCGCGGUGUUGUCCUCCACCCCCUCCCCCCUGUCGUCCUCCGCCCACUUUGUGGCAGAAGUUGAACUGCGUGCCCUGCAACCGAUUCUUUUUCUUCCUGCUCGGGGCUGGCAUUGGGCUCUACUGGGAUCACUUGAAGAAGGAGGCCCAGAAGGCGGCGGAGGAGGCCAACAAGUCGCCAAAGGAGAAGGAGAAGGAGGCCAAGGAGCGCGAGAAGAAGCAGAAGGAGAAGGAGAAGGCCGACAAGGAGAAGGCUGAAAAGGAGAAGAAAGAAAAGGAGAAGAGGGAGAAGGAGAGCAAGGGCAAGGAUAACAAGGGCAAGGAAAAGGACAAGGGAAAGGAGGGCAAGUAACGUUAAUGAGCUUUAAAACGGAGAUGUCCAGAAGAAGGAUUCCUUGCCCCGAAAUUCGUAUCACCACCAAUUACAAAAUUUUAAGUACAUUAAAUGGACGAAUUAAAAAUUAUUGAUUAAAAAUAUGAUCGGCAAGGAAUUUGAAAUGGAGAUUUAUGGCCCCGCGAUACUUAACUUUCUGGUGUUAUCCUAAUACUUAUCGAUCAAGGCAAAAGAUCGGAAAGGAUUUGGAACUGGAAAGAAGAUUCGGCUACACCAAACCAAAAUGCUUGCAGUUUUAAGGGCAGGUUCUUUGCUAGUCCUUGUUAAAAUUUACAGUGAGCAGAAGGAACUUUAUAUUAAAAUAUUAUUGCCAAAUAUUAAUUGCCAACGAUAUUGUUACCAGCGAAAUAUUGUAACUUUCGUACAGUUUGAGGCUUUAAGCAAUUUAAGAAAAUAUAUUGAAAUAUAUUACCAAAA